Molecule: messenger RNA, 1200 nt
Organism: Lolium rigidum
Lineage: Eukaryota; Viridiplantae; Streptophyta; Magnoliopsida; Poales; Poaceae
Product: acetylajmalan esterase-like
Exons: 1
Coding region: 1-1200 (399 amino acids)
Molecular function (GO): hydrolase activity, acting on ester bonds
Source: RefSeq, a predicted model, not a curated record
AUGGCGGCGAAGGGCCUCCUCCGGUUCCUGGUCGCCUUCCUCCUCCUCGUCGGUUGCCUCGGCAGGCCCGAGCCACCCUCCCCAGCACCGUCGUCGGCGCCGAGGACGGUGGACGGCAUCACGGCAAUAUACAACUUUGGGGACUCUAUAUCGGACAUGGGAAACUUCAUCCGGGAAGGCGCCGUGGGGAUGAUGGAGCGCACCGGUGGGCUUCCCUACGGCUCAGCCAUCGGCGGGGCGACUGGGCGUUGCUCGGAUGGAUACCUCAUGAUCGACUUCCUCGCCAAGGAUCUCGGACUGCCGCUUCUUAGCCCGUACCUCGACAAGGGCGCCGACUUCACCCACGGCGUCAACUUCGCGGUCACGGGCGCCACCGCCCUCGACACGGCGUCCCUCUCGAAGAUGGGGGUGAACAUGGCCCACACCAACAGCUCCCUGAGCGUGCAGCUCCAACGGUUCAAGGAUUUCAUGGCCAACACCACGAAAUCCUCUACGGAGAUGCGCGAGAAGCUGUCGAAAUCGCUGGUCAUGGUGGGCGAGAUCGGCGGGAACGACUACAACUACGCAUUCGCCACGAACCGCCCUGAGGCCAACAACAGCGGCCUCUACAACAUCGGCCACAUGCUGACCGGCGCGGUGGAGUCGCUGGUCCUCGUCCCGCAGGUCGUCAACUCCAUCACGAGCGCCGCCAAGGAGCUGCUCGACAUGGGCGCCACGCGGGUGGUGAUCCCGGGCAACUUCCCGCUCGGGUGCGUGCCGAGCUACCUGAGCACGGUGAACGAACAGGACAAGGCCUCCUACGACGGCAACGGCUGCCUCAUCGGCCUCAACCUGUUCGCGCAGAUGCACAACGUGCUGCUGCAGCAGGGCAUCCGCGAGCUGCGCCGCAUGUACCCGUCCGCGACGAUCGCCUACGCCGACUACUUCACCGCCUACGUGCAGAUGCUCAGGAGCGCGUCAACGAUGGGCUUCAACGCGACGUCUGCGUUCAAGGCAUGCUGCGGCGCCGGUGGUGGCGCGUACAACGUCGACCUGGACAGGAUGUGCGGCGCGACGGGAACAACGGUGUGCGCGAGGCCCGAUGAGUACCUCAGCUGGGACGGCGUCCACCUGACGCAGCACUCGUACGAGGUGAUGGCCGAGCUGCUCUACCACAGAGGCCUAGCGUCCCCAGCGCCAGUCAAGUUCCCGCGUCAGUAG